ACCUAGAACACAAAUGCUCAUGCCAGACAAAACGCACUAAUCAGAAUCUGUAGUCUGCGAGUCAGUAAAAAGACAGGUAAUUAGUCCAGCUUUAACUCGGAGCCAGGGUGAACGGGCGGUUGCUGUGAGGCCCGUCUGGACCCCCUUCCUGGCCCGCGCCGCCCGCCUCCUCCUCCCGCGUCCAGGGAACUGAAUCGGGCCUCCUUAAGCCGAGGCGGGGCGGCUCAGGCCGCUCCACGCUCCGCCCCGGGGCUGCCGUCUCCUUAGAAGGCGAAGCCCCGGCCUCGCCCCAGCCGGCGGGACCUCGCCGCGCGCCCCGCACGCCCGCGGAACCAGAGCCUGCGAGCCCGGGAAGCCGCGGACCCCGGCUGGGCGUGGACUGGGCCCGGGGCGGGGUAGGGAGCGCGGAGCCCAGGCCGGACCGCGCACCCCGGCCAUGCGUUGGGAGAGGUGCCGCGCCCCCCGCCCGCGUGCUCGCCAUGGAGGUCCUGCGCCGCUCCUCGGUCCUCGCCGCCGAGAUCUUGGACGCCUUUGACCGCUCGCCCACCGAUAAGGAGCUGGUGGCCCAGGCCAAGGCGCUGGGCCGGGAGUUCGUGCACGCGCGGCUCCUGCGCGCCGGCCUGGCCUGGAGCGCGCCUGAGCGCGCCGCGGUGCCCGGGGGCCGCCUGGCGGAGGUGUGCGCUGUGCUGCUGCGCCUGGGGGACGAGCUGGAGCAGAUCCGGCCCAGCGUGUACCGCAACGUGGCCCGCCAGCUGCACAUCUCCCUGCAGUCCGAGCCCGUGGUGACCGACGCCUUCCUGGCUGUGGCAGGCCACAUCUUCUCAGCAGGCAUCACAUGGGGCAAGGUGGUGUCCCUGUAUGCAGUGGCCGCGGGUCUGGCUGUGGACUGUGUGCGGCAGGCCCAGCCUGCCAUGGUUCACGCCCUAGUCGACUGCCUGGGGGAGUUUGUACGCAAGACCCUGGCCACCUGGCUGCGGCGGCGCGGUGGAUGGACCGAUGUCCUCAAGUGCGUGGUCAGCACCGACCCUGGCCUCUGCUCCCACUGGCUUGUGGCUGCGCUGUGCAGCUUCGGGCACUUCCUGAAGGCUGCCUUCUUCGUGCUUUUGCCAGAGAGAUGAGCGCCUGCCUGGCACCCUGCGCCCGACCUGGGAGUCCUGCAGCACCUGGACAGCCUGUGCCCCUCCUGAGUCCUGUGCUGCUGCAGCCCCUGCCCUCCUUUCAGAGCCUCUGCCCGAGAGCUGGGGGCAGCCCUGGGCCCCUCCUGAGUCCUGUGCCGCUGCAGCCCCUGCCCUCCUUUCAGAGCCUCUGCCCGAGAGCUGGGGGCAGCCCUGGGCCCCUCCUGAGUCCUGUGCCGCUGCAGUCCCUGCCCUCCUUUCAGAGCCUCUGCCCGAGAGCCGGGGGCAGCCCUGGGCCCUGCCUGAGAAAGGGCCACAGCAGGACAUGAGUUGGCCUCGGUCCUCACAGGCAGGAGCCCCACACUCCGGUCUGAGGCUUCCUUGUGGCCCACUGUGGACAGUGCAUCCGGCGUGACAGGGUCCCGGUGUGGGGCUGCAUCCAGCAUACCUGAUGGCCCAGCACAAGAUGCCAUGGAUGAGGAUGGUCUGCAGGAGCUGAGCCCAGAGGCUCUGUGCCCCGGAGGGCGAGUGUGACCCAUCGGUCCCUUGUGCUGCCCUCAGGACCUUGAGCACUCAGACGCUGGGGAGCCUGGCCCCUUACGGUCGCCAGAAGUCUGACUGUCCCCAGCCUCUCCUUGAUGUCUGAAAUGCCUUGAGCAGGGCCCAUGUGAGGCCUGGUCUGCAGCCCCCGCCAGCCUGUUGAGCCCAAGCGACGUACGCUGAGGAGGGCCUGUGGCCAGAGGUGCAGUGACCACUGCCCUUCCUCCAGCCCCGUGCCCCUGCAGGUGCCCCGUCCCCCGCCAGGCUGUGCGCAGCCCGGGUCAGUGAUGCUCAGGCCCCUGGAGGGAUGCUGGGAAUAAACUUGACUGUCGUUCUCAUGUCA
This is a messenger RNA of Heterocephalus glaber (naked mole-rat), 1998 nucleotides long. RefSeq names its product BCL2 family apoptosis regulator BOK (gene Bok). Gene Ontology annotation, cellular component: mitochondrial outer membrane. Lineage: Eukaryota; Metazoa; Chordata; Mammalia; Rodentia; Bathyergidae. Gene Ontology annotation, molecular function: BH domain binding. Gene Ontology annotation, biological process: intrinsic apoptotic signaling pathway in response to DNA damage; release of cytochrome c from mitochondria; regulation of apoptotic process. The record is from RefSeq and is a predicted model, not a curated record.